Messenger RNA from Effrenium voratum, 669 nucleotides. NCBI's taxonomy places the organism in Eukaryota, Dinophyceae, Suessiales, Symbiodiniaceae. The record is from the annotation of a GenBank genome assembly.
AUGGAAGAUGCGGCAAUUGAAACUCACGAGAUCACGGCCACCGAUACCGGUGUCGAGAUGAUCAACGGCACUCCCUACAUGCAGGAUGCCAAAGGCAAUCUGGUCCCGCUCGAUAAUGUGAAACCCCAGCACAAGCUUGAAGACGAGACGGUUCGCAAGGUCAUUGAUUUUGCGGAAAGCCUGUCAGCGGAAAUCGGUCGGUUCCGCAAUCACACUUUUGCGGACCUGUUCAGCUUGACUGCGGUGUUGGCGCAGGAAUACGGCUCCAGCAAGGGUGGUGCGAAAGGCAACACCACGUAUCAGACCUUCGACGGCUGCAUGAAAGUGCAGGUACAAGUCUCUGAUCUGGUUGACUUCGGUCCGGAAAUCCAGGUCGCCAAAACUUUGAUCGACGAAUGCCUGAAUGAAUGGGCUGCAGACAGCAGGCCCGAGAUCCGCUCGAUCGUCACGCGCGCCUUCAACACCGACAAGGAAGGCCAGAUCAACAAGUCCGAAAUCUUCAUGCUGAUGCGCAUGGAAAGCGAAGACGAGCGCUGGCAGAAGGCAAUGAAGGCCCUGAAAGAUGCCAUCCGCGUCACAGGCUCCAAGAGCUAUCUGCGUUUUUAUAAGCGAGACGCUCCAGACGCAGACUGGACCACCAUCACCAUCGACAUUGCCAAGGCGGCUUAA